Molecule: messenger RNA, 3369 nt
Organism: Oncorhynchus tshawytscha (Chinook salmon)
Lineage: Eukaryota; Metazoa; Chordata; Actinopteri; Salmoniformes; Salmonidae
Product: homeobox-containing protein 1
Exons: 11
Coding region: 287-2005 (572 amino acids)
Biological process (GO): positive regulation of DNA-templated transcription
Cellular component (GO): nucleus
Molecular function (GO): double-stranded telomeric DNA binding
Source: RefSeq, a predicted model, not a curated record
GUUCCUGCAAUAGGAAUUUCCAAAACUACGAAUCCCAGAGAACCUCAGUGCGCUCGCUAUUAAUGUCAAUAUGGCCACUGUCAGUCAGACAAAGGCGAAUCAGUCUCGCCACGAAAUGAAAUCAAAUUAGCAAGCUAGAGGAGAACGGAUGGCAUUGUGAAAACCGGCUGGUGCAUGUUCCGUGUCGGGGAUAUAGAAGAGGACUUGUCACGAGGACCAACUAAACACCGGUUUAUUAAAUGCUGUGGAGGACGGGGGACCUAGAUACAAAGAUCAAGCUGCUAAUAUGGCUAUCAUAAAGGACUACAAAUGCCAUGAUGACCUGGACGAGACUGCUGAAUCGAGGCAAAGGAUGUCUCAGUUCACCGAUGAGCCUCGCUUCACCAUCGAGCAGAUUGACCUGCUCCAACGGCUGAGGAGGACGGGGAUGACCAAGCCAGAGAUCCUCCACGCCCUGGAUACCCUGGACAGACUGGACCGCCAGCACGGACACAAGUUUGGACGCCGCCCCCAGACGCAGCCCCAGCCUGUCGGUCAGGGACCGACGUCCAAUAGCAAUGCUAAUAUGACGUCGUCUUCCUCGUCCAAUAAUGCUGUGGCGUCCUCGUCGACGUCCACGGCCGCCACACAGACUGGUUACCAGGCGAAUGGGAGUGGCGGGAGUGGUCUGUCGCCGUCACCUAGCAACAACUAUGAUAUGUCGCCGCCCCCUCCGGCGGUUGUAUCUGCCCCUGUUGCUUUGGCAGCAGUGGCUCAGAACGGGUGUGGUGGGGUUGGUGGCGGCGGAGAGAUUGUUGCCAUAACGAACGGAAAGCUGUCUCCACCACGGUUUCCUAUCAGUGUUAGUGCGGUUAGUGGUGGCGUGACGGGGAGAGGCUACGGGUUUGAGGCCAGCGAGGAGGAACUAGACGUGGACGACAAAGUGGAGCAACUCAUGAGAAGGGACAGUGCCAUAAUCAAGGAGGAGAUCAAGGUGUUCCUGGGGAACAGGCGCAUCUCUCAGGCCGUGGUGGCUCAGGUCACAGGUAUCAGUCAGAGUCGUAUCUCCCACUGGCUGCUCCAGCAGGGCUCGGACCUCAGUGAACAGAAGAAGAGGGCCUUCUACCGCUGGUACCAGUUGGAGAAGACCACCCCCGGUGCCACUCUGACGAUGCGGCCCGCCCCCAUGUCUCUGGAGGAUGUGGUUGAGUGGCGGCAGACUCCGCCCCCUAUAAGCUCCACCCCCGGGAGCUUCCGUCUGCGCCGAGGCAGUCGGUUCACCUGGAGGAAAGAAUGUCUGGCUGUGAUGGAGAGUUACUUCAAUGACAACCAGUACCCUGAUGAAGCUAAAAGAGAGGAGAUCGCUAAUGCCUGCAACGCUGUCAUCCAGAAACCAGGGAAGAAGCUGUCUGAUCUGGAGAAAGUCACGUCUCUGAAGGUCUACAACUGGUUUGCCAACCGCCGCAAGGAGAUCAAGAGACGCGCCAACAUAGAAGAAGCAGCAAUCCUGGAGAGUCAUGGGAUUGACGUCCAGAGUCCUGGAGGACACUCCAACGGCGACGACAUUGAGGGGAAUGACUUCCCUGACCAGGGCUGUGAAGUCCCUCUGUUUGAGAAGAGAGCUGUUACCAGACCCUUCAGUCGACUAGACCUGUCCUCUCCCACACAGGUGCCCACCCUGCUGCCCAGCUGGCUGGCGGCUUGGCCCGGCUCGGGCAGGGGGGGCUUGGCUGCCCAGAGGGCUAGCUCUCUGAUUGGCCGCUCCUUGCUCUCUGGGUGGGGUCUCGCUCAGGGGGCGGGGAUGGAAGGUUCCAGACUGACAGGUGUGUCCUGGUCUCCCCCCUCCCCCCAGGAUGAUGACUCCACCAAUCACAGCAAUGCCCUGGAGCACCAGGAUCCCAUUGCCCUUGCCGUGGAGAUGGCGGCCGUCAAUCACAGCAUCCUUGCCCUGGCAACGCAGGCGGGGGGAGGAUUGGCCCUGGGCGGGACAGGAAGUGACAUCAAAACAGAGGUGCUGGACGACUAGGGAUGAGAGAGAAACAUGUAAUUCUGCAUUCAGAAUCAAAUGGGAAGGUGGUAAUUACCAGUUGUGAAGUCGCAAAAACGUGUUUGGAUGCAUUCACGCGCUUUGAACUCGUUGAGAAACGUACAGCUAUAAUGCUUGUAAACAAAUUAGUGUUCAAAAAACAUUAAUAUAACUAUAAAAAGCAAUGUUUUGUUGUUGCAUUUAACUGCCAAAACUGCUGUUAUCGAAGUAAUUUCCUAAGGUGACGUCAGAGUUCAGGAAUGAUAGACGGGUUUCCCAUUAGCAGCUACCAGUCAGUCGUAUAUGGUAAAUACCACAUUCCCACUUGGUUAUGAACGCAGCAUAUGAUUGUGUGUGCGCACGAGCGUGCGUGCGUGCACGUGAGGAUGAGGCUAUAGUAGAGUAGGAAAAAUAUUUGGUGGGAGCAAGUAGAGCUUGUUGGAACAUUAUACUGUAAAUGAUGACCAAAAGUAAUGCAUAGGCUUAGAGACUGUCAAAGCUAAGGUAACAGGCCUCCCCUUACCUCUACCACCCCAUUUCCUAACCCCUUUAGACUGUUCUAGAGGUAUUGUGUUGGGAGGCCUGGCCCUAAAGUUGUCUAUGAAACAGUCAUACAGUGUAUGUACAGUGUGUGAGGUAUAUUAUGCUCUUGUCUGUGUGAGUCUAAAGAAUCAGAAUAGGUUAUUAUGGAACCCUGGACACCUCCCUCUAAGCAUAGAGGGCUCCUGCCUUGGCACCUUCUCCCCCAACGUGCGCAGUAUGCUAUUUGAUUCCUUGACUCCUCGCUCACUCCGUCUUUCUUCUCCACCUCACCCAGACAUAUUCUCUUUCUAUGUAUAGUCUUCUCUUUGGCUUUGCCUCUUACACUGUCUGUUCGCCCCUCCCUUUCCCCUCUCAUCUGUCUGCCCCUUUUCAUUUGUCUCCAUCUUGACAGUAUAAGGGAGAGAGAGGUGAGGGUUCUCAACAGGCCUCUGUAAUCCCUAAAAUGUAUAAAUAUAUCCCCUUGUUGUAGCACUACCUAAGCUGGGUAGGUUUUAAAGCAAGUGAAAAUCAGACAUUCAUUAUAUUAUUGCUUGAGAGAGAGAGGACUCGUGCAAGCUAGUGAAAGGGGCCAUACGUGGUUGUUAUGGGGGUAACUAUAAGCAUAUUGAAGCUGUACCCAAACCAUUUGUUUUUAGCUUUUAACCGUAGCUUAGUCUGUUCCCUUAAAUUAAGGUGUCAUAAUCAUGUUCCCCAGUUGAGAGAAAAUGCGUUACUACACUGUUCAAAAAAUAAAGGGAACACUUAAACAACACAUUGUAACUCCAAGUCAAUCACACUUCUGUGAAAUCAAACUGUCCACUUAGGAAGCAACACUGAUUGAC